AUGCGCCAUCACCAGCUGACCCCCCUAAGCCACUACGACUCGCCCUCAUUUACCCUCCAAACCUUCAUCCCGUUUCCUGCCCGCGAUGCAUACCUCGCUAUCCGCGCUUUCAACAUCGACGUCGCCCGCAUCGCCGAUGCUACAUCGGUCGAGACAGUUGGGCGGAUGCGGAUGGAAUUCUGGCGGGACGCCGUCACCAGCGCACUGCAAGGGACGCCGAAGAAGGAGCCCGUAGCUGUGCUGCUUGCACACGCGGCUGAAGACCUACAUGCGCGCAGCGGUGGGCAGUCCCGCCUGAGCAAGAGCUGGUUCCUGCGCGUCAUCGCGGAGCGUGAGAAAGUGCUAAGCAAUCCGCCGUACGCCAAUCUGGCCGCGCUUGAGACCUAUGCCGAACAUACGUACUCGACGCUGUUGUACUUGACGCUGCAGGCGCUGCCGCUGGCAUCGGUGACGGCAGACCACCUCGCCUCGCACAUUGGCAAGGCGACGGGCAUCGCGGCGGUCCUGCGUGGCCUGCCACUUGUCGCUUUCCCCCCGCCCCCGAACCAUCACUCCAAUCAGGCGGCGUUCGGUGGGGCAGCGUCCAGUGCGUCUCGGCAGGGUGCUGUUCUACUUCCGCUCGACAUUAUGGCCGAGGCGGGCGUCAAGGAGGAAGAGGUGCUGCGGCAGGGUGCGGAUGCGCCAGGUCUGCGUGACGCUGUCUUCGCCGUUGCAACGCGUGCCAAUGACCAUCUGAUCACGGCGCGUACGAUGCUGAGCAGCCUGCGUGCGGGCGGCGAGGUGGACCAUGAUUUCGAACAUGCACACGAGGAAGAGCACCGGUACAGCCCACAGCAACUGAGCGCGGGGACACAGGCGCAGCAGCAGGACGUCGAGCGGGCGUUUGGUGUGUUGAUGCCCGCUGUCGCGACGAGUUUGUGGUUAGACAAGCUGCAGAAGCUUGACUUUGACAUCUUCAACCCCUCGCUCCGCACCACGGACUGGAAGCUGCCCUGGAAAGCAUACUGGGCAUUUAGCAGGCGGAACAUCUAA
Aplosporella prunicola CBS 121167 is the source of this 1032-nucleotide messenger RNA. RefSeq lists its product as uncharacterized. Gene Ontology annotation, biological process: mitochondrial respiratory chain complex I assembly; biosynthetic process. NCBI's taxonomy places the organism in Eukaryota, Fungi, Ascomycota, Dothideomycetes, Botryosphaeriales, Aplosporellaceae. Gene Ontology annotation, cellular component: mitochondrion. The transcript has a single exon. The record is from RefSeq and is a predicted model, not a curated record. The coding region runs from base 1 to 1032 and encodes 343 amino acids.